AUGACUCGCAUUCUCAUCACCCUCCUCGCUGCGGCUGCGGCCAUUCAGCAGGCCAUUGCCCUGCCUGUGGCUGAUGCCGAUGUCGACCUUGUGGCUACUCGUCCCCCCCGCCCGACUGGCCGUCCCACAGGCUUUGUUCCUCCCGUCAAGCCGACCAAGUCUGUGGUUCUUCCGCCCAAGCCUACCAGGUCCGUGGUUCUCCCGCCCAAGCCUACCAAGUCGGUUAAGCCGCCUCCCCCGAAGCCGACCAAGAGCGCUGCUCCUCCCAAGCCGACCAAGCCAGUCCUCCCUCCCAAGCCGACUAAGCCGGUCCUUCCUCCCAAGCCCACCAAGCCGGUCCUACCCCCCAAGCCCACCAAGUCCAAGGCUGCUCGCGAUGAGCCCAAGCCUACCCGCUCCGUCCGCCCCCCGCCCCCCAAGCCGACCAAGUCCGCUGUUGUGCCCCCCAAGCCAACCAAGCCCGUGACUCCUCCCAAGCCCACGAAGCCGGUCCUCCCUCCCAAGCCGACUAAGCCAGUGACCCCUCCAAAGCCUACCAAGCCUGUCACUCCCCCCAAGCCUACCAAGCCUGUCACCCCUCCCAAGCCAACCAAGCCUGUCACCCCUCCCAAGCCAACCAAGUCUGUCGUCCUUCCUCCUAAGCCAACCAAGUCUGUCGUCCUUCCCCCCAAGCCGACUCUCUCCGUUGUGCUCCCGCCCAAGCCAACCAAGCCCCCCGUCUUGACCAUCAGCCGCACCGCUCGCCCGCCUCGCCCAACACUGACCAGGACCAAGGCUGCCCGUGAGGAGCCCCCCAAGCCCACCAAGCCAGUCACUCCCCCCAAGCCUACCAAACCGGUCACUCCCCCCAAGCCCACCAAGCCAGUGACCCCUCCCAAGCCAACGAAGCCCGUCACUCCCCCUAAGCCAACGAAGCCAGUGACUCCCCCAAGCCCACCAAGCCAGUGA
This is a messenger RNA of Podospora pseudopauciseta, 948 nucleotides long. RefSeq lists its product as uncharacterized. Bases 1 to 948 code for a protein of 315 amino acids. NCBI's taxonomy places the organism in Eukaryota, Fungi, Ascomycota, Sordariomycetes, Sordariales, Podosporaceae. The transcript has a single exon. The record is from RefSeq and is a predicted model, not a curated record.